Messenger RNA from Cotesia congregata, 1578 nucleotides. The record is from the annotation of a GenBank genome assembly. Lineage: Eukaryota; Metazoa; Arthropoda; Insecta; Hymenoptera; Braconidae.
AUGUCUAAAUGGAUUAAAUUGAAAUUCCGUGAGGUUUUUGUGGGUCAAAACUGCAACUGUGGCGCCAGUCUUCCCCGUAAGAACCUCUUUGUCCAUCCAAAUCAUUUCACAGGUAGUCUCAUACCUGAAAUUGUUAAAAUGACCAUGAAAAGUCAUGAAGACGAAAAGUAUAACUCAAUUACUAUGGCCAGCAGCAAAAAAUUUGUUGAUGCUAUUGUGUCAGGAGACGUAAAAACCGUUAAAAAAAUAUUAAAGUCCACCAAACUUUGCAGACAGUGCAGUGAUAAUUUAAUAUCAUUAGCAAUUAAAAAGAACCAAUCAGUAAUUGCGAAGUUGUUGAUCAAACAUAGUGCCAAAACGAACAACAAUGUGGAUAACUCUCUGACAACCCCGUUGUUUUACGCCAUUCGACGCAAAAAUUUGAAAAUCGUGAAAUAUCUUGUGAGAAUGGGUGCAAACGUGAAUUGGAAGUCACCAUCGGGUAUGACUCCACUAAUGGCAGCUGCAGAACGAAGUAAUUUAAAAGUACUUUCAUUUAUUUUGGAACAAAAACUCGAUGUAAAUGAUGUUGACGCUUCGGGAAAUACUGCUUUGCACUAUGUGUUCAACUAUUUGACCAGAAAAGAUCGAUUGAGAUAUUCUUAUUCCCACACUCCGGAGGGUAGUAACGACUGUGAAAGAAUCAUCUUGUUACAUGAAGCUGGAGCUGAUUUAAACGCCAAAUGUUCAAUGAAAAACUAUCCAAACUUAACAACAAUUUUGGAUUUGGCAGUGUAUAUGGGAUCCAACGCUACAGUUACUUAUCUUCUGUACAACACCCCUGUGGGUCUUAAGCAGUUAGACUAUUCCAAAAUAGAGCUAGCUGCUUUUGACGAAAACGCCGUCGACGAGGAUGUACGGAACAACGAUGAGUACGUCGAGUUGCUAGAAGAACAAAGCUCAAAUCUUCGAUGUCUUUUAGCACUAUUUAUAAUCAAUCGGCAUGAAAUAGGAAUUUAUGCUACAGAAGAUACUCUUCAGAAAGUUUAUGACUUACUGAAAAAGGAGGAAGAGGAAAAUUCAACAUUCUUUGGAUACUGUCGUGAGCAAAAGCAAUUAAUGAUGGAGAAUCGUCGAUUCCUGGAAGAGAAACAAAUAGGAUCAAACAGAAUUUCAUAUUGGAAGUUCAUCACCGGGAACCGAGAAGACCUAAUGAAGCUUUUUUUCAAUGACGAUUUUCUGUCUCAACCAUUAUUGGACGAGCUGAAUGAUAUAAGUACGGAUCAUCGAUUUUUUUAUUAUCAAGAACUAUUCAUGGACAAAAUUUCAUACGCAAUCGGGAAAAGCAACGCUGUAACAAAAGUUAUUGAGGAGGUCAGUUAUCUGUUUAGAACAGUGUUGCCUUAUGAUUGCUGUGAGCGUAUUAAAGGCUGGAUUAAUUUUUGUCUCGGAUCUGAUGAUCAGACUUGUAGCAAUGAUGCAGAGGUAUCAACUAUGAAUCUUUUCAUCUGUCUCAUAAAUGAAGCUAUUCGUUUGUUUACUUAUAUAAUCGUGGCAACAGAUUUUGACAUUCUUCUGUCAGAAAAAUUAAUACAUUAA